Periconia digitata is the source of this 3360-nucleotide messenger RNA. The record is from the annotation of a GenBank genome assembly. NCBI's taxonomy places the organism in Eukaryota, Fungi, Ascomycota, Dothideomycetes, Pleosporales, Periconiaceae.
UUGAUCCGGGAGUGUAGCCAAUCGAAGAAGUCGCUUACGGCCACGAAAAUGGGGGCCAAAACUCUGUGGCCUUUAUCGAGUUUCCCGGCCUCAGUGGCCUCACACACUCUUACACUCUUCGUUAACAUUAAGUCAGGCGUUUCUGACUGCCAUGCAUCUAUGGAACACCAAGAUGGGGCCAACGACGAGUUCAGAAGCGAUACGGGGGCUGAGCAACAUACGGUAGCUCGAGUAUCCUCAGAUGAUAGAGACCAGAAGGAGGAUGAGCGUUCGAACAGUCAUGAGAAUCGAACUGAGACAGGAGAAGCAAACAUCGCCGAUGGUAAAGAGACUAGGAUAGAAGAAUCGGAAGAUGAGACUAUCAAACAACAAGCUGGCAGCAAAACUGAACCUCGCGCCACUCUGAUCGAUAACAAUUCUCGAAGCUCCCGGAAGAGGGAGCAUGUCGAACAAAAUGUGGAAACACUUGAGACUAAGCCGUUGAAACCCCCCAAUUCAUCUUUGGAACAGAUACAGCGAGCGACCUGGGCAUUUCAGAACAUAGAAGGGAUUGAAGCUGCCCAAGUGCCGCUGCCAUCUUCAAAAACUUCGUCACUGAUGUCCGUACAAGCUUCCACAGAGACACGACCACCUCUCGGAACGUCUCUCGAAGAUUUAGAAUUGCGUCCAGAAGAUAUUCCACUACCUUCGCGGAAGAAACCCAAUCCCUUUCUCAAUUGGAUGGCAGGAUCAGCACCAACCAAAUCGCGGAACAAGGGCAGGAAAAAACAGGAACCAACUCCAGAAUCACAUUCAAAUGCCGAAGAGGUAGAGAACUACCGCAACAACGUGAACCGCCUGGCUAAUCAUUUUGCCUACUUCAACAGCGUCGCUACUACUGAGACACGCCAUGGUCAUUGGAUCUCUCAGAUUGUUUUUUACGAUCGCCUUGAACAUGAACAACACCACUCGCCGAUGCGAAAUGAACCUUGGCCCAACCAAGCCUACGCACCGUCAUAUGCCGAAUUUUAUGGUACCCUGAGAACCGUGCACGACAAUUGUCAACAACGAUUGAUAUUGGUCGAGGACUUGACCCCAUCAUCAGUUGACCUCUUGGGGGCGACAUUUGAUAUACCACCUCAUGUUUUUGAGGAACAUCUUGAUCGUUCAGGAUAUAGAGAAACAAGGGAAAAUCACAAAAGCGCCUCCGCGUGGAAUGCUCGCUCGUCAGCCCAAGGAUACUCUUCUGUGACCUGGUACAGACCUGUUCUGCCUCUGUUUUCUCUGGAUGCGAAAUUUCGGGCUAAACUUAUCAAGAACCGGAGUCCGCAGGUUCCCUGCCCCUUGGAAGGAUGUGAACAGCAUAACGUCUCUUUAUCGACAACCGGAAACAUAUGGCGUCAUUAUAUUGAUCUCUGCCCUGAGCCUGGUGAUUACCACAAAGACUCUGAAACUGAGUAUCCAGUGGGCUGGGAAGAGAGGGCCACGGUAUGGAGCCGGGAUAUCGAUGGGUGCAAAUUCGUUAUAAUUUUGCUCGAUCCGCUUCCUGUAGUAGUGGGCAAACAAGGCAAAAUUAGUGCAUGGAGGCGUGAGGGACUCAUUCCUAUGGGUAACCAAUGGAUUAUCAAGGAAGAAGGCAAUUACAAAAGCUAUCGUGCACGGCCUUCUCGAAAUCGAGAACAAUAUGUUGUUGAUUGGACGCAACAAUCUUCAUUGCCCACACAUUUUGAGGGCCGACCAUCCUCACCUCCCAUUCACCAUGGACCAAACCCGACAUUUCAUAAUCCACAAACCACUGGCGCAGAUGUUGACCCGGCGGAAAUUCCUUUUACGGCAACUGCUCUCAGGCGAAGAGCCACAACUGGUGCUUCUAAUGUAAAGUCCACCUCGCCAGUCGACAGAGGGCAAGAUCCUCGCGCCUUCCAUGAUCCUCCACUUGUACCACCACCACCACCACCCAUGCCAGCUCCAUCUGCGUCGGCUAUGCCCCGGGCACGAUCCCGAUCAAUUCCUUCAGUAGAUCAAGAAGCAGUAUUAGUCAGAGAUCAUGGAGCUUUCGUACCAUACGAUCUUAUCAAAGCUAGAUCAUCUUCAUCGGCUCGCAACGAUGCUACGUUUGUAACAAAACAUAUGCGUGCAUAUAUCGAAAGCCUGCAGAUACCCAAAUCUACAUUGGAGGAGUUUGAGCUUUUCAUGCAAGUACCGAUGAAAGGGAAGGAGCCUCAUUACGAUCCAUUCCACGCGUUGUUUCGCGCUAUUCAUGACGACUCGCACAGCUUGGUCGAUAUCAUUCGAAUAUCAUUGCAGCGGAUCCGCCAGGAUACGCUGAAUAUUGAGUUAAUGCAGGAGCGCGUUACGUUUUGGCGAGCGCUGCUGCACCGACUAAAUUUCAAUCUCGGAGAACUGGAUCAGAAUCUGCGUGCAUUUGUACAAUUCAUCAACGAGCCUGAGUCACACACUUCACAAGCGAUGCUUCCUUCCGAGAAACUCGCUGAAGAUACACGACAAACACUACGUAGCUGCAUGGACCUUAUAGAUCGAUCUUCUGGUUCCUUAUUGUCAGAAAUGCAGAUUGUAGACAGUCAACGCAGCAUCGCCGAAGCCGAGAGUGUAUCGAAACUCACAGAACUCGCAUUUGUUUUCAUACCUCUAUCCUUCGUAGCCAGUCUCUUCAGCAUGCAGGUACACGAACUCGGGGACGGCGUUCCACUAUAUCAAUUUGUGCUUGUGGCCAUCGGGUUUGUCGUCGUGGCAUACGCUGUGCGCCUCAGCAUCCGCAGCUCGCAUCUCAUCGAGUACAAGAAAAACAUCUUCGACCAGAUUCGUGAGGAUACAGAUAUUCGAAACAACAAACCCAUACCCACGCACAAAUUUCUAGGCUGGCUUGCUUCUAACUCACGAGCAGCCAUAUCAAAGCAUACAAUUGCUUUUGUAGCUAUUUCCGCGCCAGCCAUCCUCAGCUUUGCCGUGAUCGCUGCAAUGGUCAGCCCCAUAAUACUACUCUGGCUCCGCAAGAUAGACAAAGGUUUCACUAUCGUCAUGACUGUAUUACUUCUACUCCUCGAUGCUAUCCUCGUAGCCCCCAUCCUGUUGCGAACUUCGGACAAGAUCGAAUUCAACCCUCAAGAGCGACUCCGUGAAAUGCAACAGGCCCAUCGGAUCAAUCGCGAAAAGCGCGAAAAGGCAAAGAGGCGGCGGAAGCGCAAGGCUGGCGAAGAUCCGGAACAGGUCGGUGCUGACAGCUCCGACAGCAGCCAAAAAGAUGGACAAAGAGGAAAACCAAUAAGAAAGCUUCAAAAGAGUGACACUGCUGUAUCAGAGGCGCCACCGCGUAUCAGAAUAGAAUUACGUGGUCAGGAAUCGAGAUCCAGAUACUCUUGA